UAGUGAAAGGUACUAAUCUAGAUCUUGGUUCCUUAUUUUAAACUGUCCUUUUUGAAAGUACAGAGAACAGAUGUGCACAAAAUGCACUCAGCUUUUCCGCUGCCAACCUCAGAUGCUAGAUAUGCUGCUGUGGCAAUGUGAGUGGAGAUAACUGUGUGUGUGCUAAUGCACUUGAAGAAAACUACAGGAACUGACAUUUGUAGGAGGGUGAAGCACAUUCACGGACGCUCUCACUGUCACACGCUAAACUACAAUGGAUCAAGCAACAGACUACAGUCUCCUGGGAGCGUCAGGAGGGGCAUCGCCACCUGCACUGCCCAUCAAACAGCGCAGGAGCAAGUCAUCUUCAAGCUCCAUCCAGGAUCUAGAUCUGAAGGUGGGAGAUCUACUCUUGUCUGGACCACAGACGCCUGUGUCUCCAUUUGCUGAAGUAUUCACUCCUACUUACUGUAACGCAGCCCACUGCCCAAUACACCGUCGCUAUGAAAAUCACCAGGCAAGAUUCUUUUCGGAUCAAACUCCGCCUCCAGUACCCAAAAAGAGUCUGAAGAGAACCCUAUCCCUCCCGGCGGAGGCUCUAGACCCAUCUUCCCAUGACCAUACAGCAACCUACAACUAUGAAAAUCCAUUAUACAUGAUAGCACCAUUCCAUGGCACACUUACACUACAAGAGGAAGAGGUACAAGAGGAGCUACAUCAAGGAUCGACCUUGCACAGAGUGAACUUUGAUACACCAGAUGAGCAACUUCAAAGAGUCUUCAGAAGCUUCCAGAGCCAUGAGCAAGUUUCCAUGGGUAUUCAAGAGCGUUAUCUUCAGUUUCUCAGGAACUCAUUCCAAAACAUUGAAUCGAGCAUCUUCCUGAAUGAACAGGAAAUGGAGAUGGCAAAGACUUCUCAGCCUAAUGACUUCAUAUUGUGUGAGGAGCAGUGGACGGAGAGGGAUGCUUUCUACUUGGUGCGUUGUUCGAAGAUUCCUGGGAGACUGUUUUCAGCAAAGGUUCACAGAGAAGAUUUGGUUUCAGAUUGUGCUAUAUCCAUGCCGCAUCCUAACAUUGAGCAAGGAGUGGUCCAUUUCCGACAAUGCACAGCUACGCCUACGGAUAAAACUUCCACCUUGCAGCAAGCUGAGACAACUUCAGAGCCUUCACAUGGGGACACCACCGAGGUGUGCCAACAGCAAACAGUAGCGGAUCUUCUAGAGAAAGGUUUUAGUGUGACUGUGGUAAGAGACUUUCCAUUGGGAACGUUGGAGGACUUUGUUGAGGAAGGACACUUUUUGCACUCCAGCCUUCCUGAGGUUUAUGAGAGGAGGCUUUGCCUUCUUGCCCUCCAGUUGAUUCUAGGACUACAGCAGCUGGGACAUUUUAAAGUAAUUAACAGGGAAUUGAAACCACAGAGUGCGACUUUAGUGUGGCCUCAUAUCACGAGCAAGGGGGAUGACCCUUUGGAAUACACUAGUAAAAAGAAGAAGGCAAUGGAGAUGAAUACAGACACUUCUAAAGGUACACCCGAGAUCACGGUGACCGAAGAGCUAAUACACAAAAGUGAGAUUUGUCAAACCUUAUGGGAGAAGUGGGGCACCCCUCGUUUGGUCCUGGAAAGCCAUUUCGAGGACAAAGUUUUCCAAGAAGCAACAUCCCAAGAGUUCCAGUUGGGGACUUUGCUGAGGUACGGCCUACAUCUCACUGAUGGUUGCUCAUCCGUGUCGAAGGCGCCACAAGACACUCCAUACACUCCAGGAUUGCUGUGGCUGGUCACCCAGCUUACAUCUGAGAAACCUGGGCUACUAUUGACCGAUGUGGUGGGUGUCCUCCAGGCCUUACUUUGGGGUCCACAACAGGCACUUUUUCAGCAGAAUAAACUGGAGAGCUCUGUGUUCUCUAACUGGCUGCUACUUAAGCGGUCUCUUUUAGUCCUCAAGCUUGCUGAGAAGGGACUCUUUCAGGACCAAUAUGGCUUGGACUGGGAAGACUAUCUCUGCCUGCAAUAUCUAUCCCUUACUGACGCCAAGACUAUGCAUUGCAUUACUGAACACAUGGGCCUUCAUGACUUUUUUAAACCUGCUUAACAUUAAAAUGCAAAUGUUAAUGACAACAAUUGUCAGAUAGUGAAACAUAGAUACAACUGUAGACUAUUGUAGCUAUACAACCUAAAUUAAGUUAGAACAACUUGAGCAUUUUUGUUAUUCAUGUACUUCCCAUCAUAAAACCUUGAAGAAAAAAAACCUAAUAUUUGUAAAGAGACCCGCACAUGACAACAAAUGCUUAUUAAUUCUGAGAAAUCUAUUUUUUUCCUGUAUGUUUUAGUUAAAUUGAAGCCAUUUAAUUCCCUGUUUUCAUAUUUACCCCUCCCAUGUCAUGUGCAUGCACUUUGAACAUUAUAUUACUAUUUUUCUUUUUCAUCUGUCUACAAAAUUACCAUGUGAAACACUUGUUACACAUUAAACUGUUAUAUUUAAAGGGGGCAGAUUAUAUCCAAUGUACAGUAAAGGCCUCGCCAAUACAAGCUUAUUGUUGGUUGACCUUGUGGAGUUUACUUAUUAACAAUACCUGGAAAAAUUAGCAUUACAAAACUGGGGUUAGGACAAACUAUUCUGAAAAACCCAGUGAGCCUUGGUCUACUAAGUUACAUUUUGCAUGUGGACAUGAAAAGAGAUUGCAAAACCAAGUCGGUGUUGUAGGGUGAGCAUUUUUUAUUCUGCACACUGUAGGAAACAUGCAGACAAAUCCUAUUGAAGUCAUAACUAACUCAAAUCCAUGCACACAUUAAGCAAGCACUUAAAGCCACCAGUAAAGAAAUCAAUAUCAGCAAUAUAAACCAUGAUUCUACAUACAUUGUUGCUUGAGAUCUUAACCAUAAAUAUGUUCUAAAAAUUAUCAGUGAGGGAAUGGUGCAAGGAAAUCAGCAAAUAAUCCAAUUACAUUGAAAGUUAAGCCCAGUA
Messenger RNA from Pimephales promelas (fathead minnow), 2941 nucleotides. It is a transcript of the gene peak3, whose product is annotated as PEAK family member 3. Gene Ontology annotation, molecular function: protein kinase activity. Gene Ontology annotation, biological process: protein phosphorylation. The record is from RefSeq and is a predicted model, not a curated record. Lineage: Eukaryota; Metazoa; Chordata; Actinopteri; Cypriniformes; Leuciscidae.